CGGUGGGUAUUAUUCUCAUCAUCAUCCAUUUAUUUCAAGUACUAUAAAAGCAUUUUUCCUGUAUUUAUUUGUGUUAUUAUAUGAUUUAAAUACUUUCAUGUUUUUAUUUGUAGAUUAUUAAUCAUAACAUCUCUUGGAUUGUGAUUUGUUCUGUUCUAUUUGUGUGUUUGAAGUUAAUAACAACAUUGAGAUAUUUAUACACUUCCUUUUAUAAGAACGAAUACAAAAACCAACAACGAAAGUCACGAAUAUUCGAAAAGUGUUCCAGGCAAGUAUUUUAGUAAUUUUACUAGUUGUAAAGUUCGUUAAGGUUCUAGUACUGCUUCAAAAUGUCAUAAAACAUUUAGAUUGAAGGCAAAUGUACAUUAGCUUUUCGUUAGUUAGUUUUGUGAUCAUCAUUUUGUUUAAUCUCUCAUUUCAAUCUUCAGAGACUUACCUACUGUUGAAAUUAGAAUUUAUAAAUCGACUUUAGUCCUGGAAUUAGACGAAAGAUUUUUUAAGAAGUUUUCCACGAUCGACCUGAUCUCAGUUGACUGUACCUAAUAGAUUUUAGUAAUUUUCACAAUGGAUCAAAUAUAACUUAUUCCUUUCAUUUUAAAAUAAUAUUAGUUUCUUGUUUAUUUAGAUGUAUUUCACAAAAUGAUACAGUAGAUAAUUAUGGCCAAACAUGUUACCAGCUGCAUAUCGUGAUCCUAUUGAUGCUCCAUUAAGAAAGCUUAGUGUUGAUCUUAUUAAAACAUAUAAACAUAUUAACGAGUAUGUACAAAUGCCGUACCCAGAUUGGGAAUUUGGACGGGAGCAUUUUUAUGCUCAUCAUUUAUCGUCAAAUGCAAGUAGUUUAACGGAUAGUAAUGGUGGUAGUUCUGUAUAUGGAAGUGCAAAUAGUUAUCAGUAUGAUAUACUUCCUAGAUCAGCAGCAAGUAACGGAUCGUUAUCUGUUGAACCAGUAUAUGAAGUCUAUUAUGCUAAAAAGAAAAAACGUACCAAUCAAGUUAGUGAAGAAAACGGUCUGCAUAAGAAAGAAAAGCGCAAUUUGAAUGAUGGAUAUGAUGAUGAAAAUCACGAUUAUAUUGUACGUCCAGGAGAAGUUUGGUUAGAACGUUAUGCCAUUGAUUGUCUUAUUGGAAAAGGAAGUUUUGGACAAGUUGUCAAAGCAUUUGACCAUAUUGAUCAAGAGUAUGUUGCCAUUAAAAUAAUUAAAAAUAAACGACCGUUUUUAUCACAAGCUCAAAUUGAAGUACGAUUACUAGAAUUAAUGAAUCAACAUGAUGCAGAUAAUAACGGUUAUAUUGUUAAACUGAAGCGCCAUUUUAAUUUUCGUAAUCAUUUAUGUCUUGUAUUUGAAUUAUUAUCCUAUAAUUUAUACGAUUUAUUACGGAAUACGAAUUUUCGUGGUGUGUCAUUGAAUUUAACACGAAAAUUUGCCUUACAACUUUUAUCAGCAUUAUUAUUUUUAUCACAACCAGAACUAAGUGUGCUACAUUGUGAUUUAAAACCGGAAAAUAUUUUAUUAGUUAAUCCAAAACGUAGUGCUAUUAAAAUUGUCGAUUUUGGAAGUUCAUGUCAAUUAGGACAACGCCUUUAUCAAUAUAUUCAAAGUCGUUUUUAUCGAUCACCCGAAGUUCUUUUGGGUAUUCCAUACGAUAUGGCUAUCGAUAUGUGGUCACUGGGUUGUAUCCUCGUUGAAAUGCACACAGGAGAACCAUUAUUUAGUGGAACAAAUGAAUUUGAUCAAAUUAUGAAAAUAGUUGAAGUACUAGGCAUGCCACCAAAUCAUAUUCUUGAUCAAGGAACAAAAACAAAACGAUUUUUCGAUCGUUUACCGGAUAACACAUGGAUAGCUAGAAAAAGUAGAGAGAGAAGAUAUCGAGCACCAGGCACGAAAAAACUCCAUGAAAUACUUGGAGUUGAUUUGGGUGGACCGGGUGGACGACGAACAGGUGAACCGAAUCAUAGUACACAAGAUUAUGUUAAAUUUAAAGAUUUAGUACAACAAAUGUUAGAAUAUGAUCCUAAACGACGAGUUAUACCAUUUAUUGCGUUACAACAUAAUUUUUUCAAGCGUACAUACGAAGAAGGCAAUCAUACACCGUCAACAGCCGGAAGUGCAAAUAAUAUUUUGAGUAAUAAUGGAAAUGGAGGAACAAAUAAUAACAAUAACAAUGGUUCACCAAACCUUGAACCAACACUUCGUUACCGUCAAGAAUCAUAUCGUCAUGUAAUUGAAACAGUACCAUCAACAUCUUCUCACUCUCAACAGCAACAAUCACAGCCACGCUCAAAUCAGUAUCCGCCUAGUUUAUGGCAACAACCCGAACAAACACCACAAGUUUUUAUUUUAAAUUCUGGAUCAUCAGCUGCAACAAGUGGAAUACAUCGACCGUUUCCUGGUCUACCUCCGUCAUCAAUACCAUCAUCCACAAAUAAUAUGAGCAAUGGACCAAAUACAUUUAUUCAAACUCCACAAGCAUAUGCGACCGAUAUUUUACGCUCAUAUCCACAAUCAUCUUUAUUCGUUCAGCAACAACAACAAAAUUCUCAUGUACCACCUUCUAUGGGUGGUUCGAAUUUAAUUGGAAAUAAUAACAAUACUAGUAAUAAUAUUAAUAAUAAUAAUAAUAAUAAUAAUAAUAAUAAUAAUAAUAAAAUACCGAAUAAUGAUGAUACACAUCAUUUUCAUCAUCUUGAAUUGCAGCAAGAGCUUCCACUUCCAUCACAAUUCACCUCAUCAUAUUAUUCUCAUUUAAAUCAUUCAUCAACGACUCCGCCACAGCCCCCGUCUGCUACGAAUUUUAUCGGACAAAAUUUUCCUCCUGUUAAUCCAUUAGCAGCGGCUUUCACCUAUUCGACAGCCGCAUUUCAUCCAUCAUCGACACAUCAUCUCCAUCAUUCACUAUACUCAGAUGAGCCAACUAUGUUAAUACAAAAUCCAAGUUUGACUUGA
Messenger RNA from Didymodactylos carnosus, 2944 nucleotides. The record is from the annotation of a GenBank genome assembly. NCBI's taxonomy places the organism in Eukaryota, Metazoa, Rotifera, Eurotatoria, Philodinida, Philodinidae.